Propithecus coquereli (Coquerel's sifaka) is the source of this 2407-nucleotide messenger RNA. RefSeq names its product lin-7 homolog C (C. elegans) (gene LIN7C). The transcript has 5 exons. The coding region runs from base 26 to 619 and encodes 197 amino acids. Gene Ontology annotation, cellular component: MPP7-DLG1-LIN7 complex; cell-cell junction; basolateral plasma membrane. Gene Ontology annotation, molecular function: L27 domain binding. The record is from RefSeq and is a predicted model, not a curated record. NCBI's taxonomy places the organism in Eukaryota, Metazoa, Chordata, Mammalia, Primates, Indriidae. Gene Ontology annotation, biological process: protein localization to basolateral plasma membrane; maintenance of epithelial cell apical/basal polarity; neurotransmitter secretion.
GUGUGUCUGCAGGCUAAGGGAGAAGAUGGCGGCGCUGGGGGAACCUGUGCGGCUGGAGAGGGAUAUUUGUAGAGCAAUUGAAUUGUUGGAAAAACUGCAAAGGAGUGGAGAGGUACCACCACAGAAACUUCAGGCUUUGCAAAGGGUCCUUCAAAGUGAGUUCUGCAAUGCUGUGAGAGAGGUGUAUGAACAUGUCUAUGAGACUGUGGACAUCAGUAGCAGUCCUGAAGUGAGAGCUAAUGCAACUGCAAAGGCUACUGUUGCUGCAUUUGCUGCCAGCGAAGGACAUUCUCAUCCUCGAGUUGUUGAGCUACCAAAAACAGAAGAAGGCCUUGGAUUCAAUAUUAUGGGAGGCAAAGAACAAAACUCUCCAAUCUAUAUAUCUCGAAUAAUUCCAGGUGGAAUUGCUGAUAGACAUGGGGGACUCAAACGAGGAGAUCAGCUCCUUUCUGUUAAUGGAGUGAGUGUGGAAGGAGAACAUCAUGAAAAAGCUGUAGAACUGCUGAAAGCCGCUCAAGGAAAGGUUAAGUUAGUUGUUCGAUAUACACCUAAAGUCUUGGAAGAAAUGGAGUCACGCUUUGAAAAAAUGAGAUCAGCAAAACGCAGGCAACAGACCUAAUACAGAUCAAAACUUGAUAUUCCAUUUUGCUUUUUAGCUAGAGAAGUUUUACUUGUGACCUACUGAUGGCCGCAAUGCCGAUGAUUGUAAAAAACAGAAACUUCCCAUGAAAUUCUCCUUACCAUUUUAUAAAUGCCUAUUUUAACAUCAUUUAUGGUUCCAGAAAUGCAUACACUUUUUUCUGACGAGAAGAAGUAAAAGGUGAUGAGGGCAAUUCUGUCCUGCUGUUUUUACAGGCCUUUUUCAAAUACAGAUUUUGUCAUAAACUUGUUACAGAUUUUUUAAGAUGCUUUUUUAAUAUUAAAAUGUACUUUUACAUUCUUAAUCUUUUUUUAGAAAAAAAAGUUUUCUUCAUUUGGCUGCUUAUUUAAAAGUAACAGUUCUCCAGUUUUGUUUUUUUUUUUGCUUAGUCAAUUUUUUUUUAACCUGUGAAAUUUCUUUACAGUUUUCCAAGAAAUUAAACGUAGCAGUCUCACCUGCAGCAGUUCAUUACAUUGUCAGUGUUAACAUCACUGCUGCAUUUUGUACUUUGAACACACAUACAUAAUCUAUGGUAAAUCAUAACUCAGCACAGUGGAAGUUUUUUACUUUUAAACAUAAUGUUUAAUGGAUAUUCAUUUAUACUGAUUUAUAAAAGUAAGUUUUUAAACACUGAAACAAUCAUUGCUAAAAUAUGUAUUCUUAAUAUUUGAGCAUUGAGGCAAGAGGACUUAAUUUGUUAGCAUUACAUCCCUUUCUAUUUAUAUUCAGUAUAUCAUAAAUUAUACAUAUAAAACAGGGCCAGAUUUCAUCUUUUGCAAAUUUUUUAAUGCUAUUCAUUUUUAUUUAAAUACACAGUGUUUCUUAUAUUUUGGUCCUUCCAUUCCUAGAGAUGAACUAGUUAUUUUGUGGUGGGAGAUAGAAGCAAGGGGGAAAAAGUAAUAUCUUUAACCUCACUAGUCUCAAGAGUUACAUAUUCUUACUAGCUCAAUUUAAAGAAUUUUAAAUAGGAAGAAAAGAUAUAUUUAAGAUAUAUAGAAAUUAUGAGGUCAGUAUCCAUAGGAAUCUGUAGAUUCUGUCAAAAUGAGUAAGAACUCAUGUUAAAAUGGUUGGAUUUACAGACACAGUCUUUGUUUAUGUUUGAAAUAAUGAUGGGGAUUUUUUUUUUUAAUGACGGGAAUUUUGAGAGAUACUUUACUUCAUUUGUCCACUGGAUGUCACUGUUUUACUAAAAGGCAGCUAUUAGUGUAUGACUGGGACUGAGGUCUUCCCAAAGGCUGAAAUCAGAGUUGAGGUUCAUUUUCAGUUACAACUUACAGGAACAUUUGUACUUUAAAAAAAAAAUUUUAAGUGACAGAUACUAAAAAGAAGAUAAUAGAUUGAAAUAUAUAAGGAAUUUGGCAUUAUUAUUGACCCUGUGUAAAAAAGUGGACAUUUUGUCAUAUUCCUUCAUGAAGAAUAGAAAUGUAUACUUUUUUCUGCAUGUUUGUGAGCAUUGUGAGUCUUAGAAGAUUAUUCCAGUUUUCAGUGCUUUUUCAGAAUAAAAGUCAAUCAGCAUAGUUAUUUAUCAUUUAGGUAUUGAACACUGGAUUGCAUGGUUGAAUGUGUCUUUAAUCCACUACAAAAUGUGCUUGUUAUUGAUAGGAUCAUGUUGUUAAAUUGUGUAUUAUCAAAAUCAAUUGAUGUUUUUAAAAUGUUGAGACCAAAGUAGUAUAGAAGAGGUAUGGACUUAAUUUAAUUUAAUUGUAUAAUUAUUAGAGGUAUUUGUUGUAGAGCUUUAUAUAUUAAAGAGAGUUAUUGGUGCAUAUA